AUGACGGCCCCAUCACACUGGCGGCUCAUUGAUCUGCUGCUGCUGGUGCUCCGGCGUCCUCCCCCAGCCUGGUGCCUGCUGGGCUGGUCGCUCACGCAGCCGGGCACACCUCAGUGUACACAGGACGAGGAGGUUGGGGGCUGCCCCACGCUCCUCCUGGCUUUGGCUCACCCAUGGUAUCUCCCCAGGGCCCUCUACACAUACGAGGAUGGCUCUGAUGACCUGAAGCUGGCAGCGUCGGGAGGUGGAGGUUUGCUGGAGCUUUCUGGCCACUUUGAGAUUCAGAAGGUGAUGUAUGGCUUCUGCAGCGUCAAGGACCCCCAGGCCGUGCUCCCCAAAUAUGUCCUCGUCAACUGGGUGGGUGAGGACGUGCCGGACGCCCGCAAAUGCGCCUGUGCCAGCCACGUAGCCAAGAUUGCCGAGUUCUUCCAGGGUGUCGACGUCAUCGUCAAUGCCAGCAGCGUGGAGGACAUUGACCCAGGGGCCAUCGGGCAGCGGCUCUCCAACGGGCUGGCCCGUGUCUCCAGCCCGGUGCUGCACCGCCUGCGGCUGCGCGAGGACGAGAACGCCGAGCCCGUGGGCACCACUUACCAGAAAACUGAUGCCACCGUGGAGAUGAAGCGGCUCAACCGGGAGCAGUUCUGGGAACAGGCAAAGAAAGAGGAGGAAUUGCGUAAGGAGGAAGAGCGGAAAAAGGCCCUGGAUGCCCGGCUGCGGUUCGAGCAGGAGCGGAUGGAGCAGGAGCGGCUGGAGCAGGAGGAGCGGGAACGGCGCUACCGGGAGCGCGAGGAGCAGAUCGAGGAGCACAGGCGGAAGCAGCAGAGCUUGGAGGCGGAGGAGGCCCGGCAGCGCCUGAAGGAGCAGUCCAUCUUCGGGGACCAGCAAGAUGAGGACGACAGGCAGCAGUUUAGGAAAUCGGAGUCAGAGGUGGAGGAGGCUGCUGCCAUCAUCGCUCAGCGGCCUGACAACCCCCGGGACUUCUUCAAGCAGCAGGAGCGGGUGGCAUCAGGCAGCAGCGAUGCUGUCUCACCAGGCAGCCACAGGACAGGUCGCCUGCACUGUCCUUUCAUAAAGACAGCUGACAGUGGACCACCUUCUUCCUCCUCCUCCUCCUCCUCCCCCCCACGGACCCCUUUCCCCUAUAUCUCCUGCCACCGCACUCCAAAUCUCUCCUCUUUCUUCCCAUGCAGCCAGUCGGACGCCUUCCGCAAGGCCUCGGCAGCGGGCUGCAGCCCCUGCGAGUCCAGCCCGGCCGCCACGCCGCUGGCUGAACCGGGCACCCGCGCGCCCGCUGACCAGACGCCGGCAACGCCCAAAGAGUCCCCCAGCCCCAGCGCGCAGGAGCCCGGGCCAGCCACGCCCGAGCAGCACUGGCCCUUCCCAGGGCCCGAGGACAAGGCCAUCGAGCCCCCCGGGGACGAGCCCAGUCCCAGGCCAGUGUGGACAGCGGGGGGUGAUGCCCUGGGGGACCUGGUGACCCUGGAGCCCACCGAGCCCUCCCUGCCACCUGUGGCUGACGAGCCCCAAACUGGGGAAGCCCCCAACCCCGAGAGCCUCAUCGACCUGUGGCAGAGUGACGGGGUGACCCCCCCAGCUGCCUGGCCCCUGCCUGCUGCCCCUGUCCCCGAGACACCCCCGGCCAUGCUGCCUGAGGAGGGGGCCCUGCUGAGCCUGGAUGAGCUGCCUGAGCCCCCCGCCACCUUCUGCGACGCGGAGCAGGAGGAUGAGGAUGAGGAGGAGGCAGCUGGCGAGGGAGAACCCCAGUCCCAGGAUCUGGGCUGCCAGCACACGCCCCAGGAAGACACUCCGGGCCGAGAGACACCCCCCAUCACCAAUGGGGAGAUGGCCCCCAAGGACGGGACACCGGGUCGUGGGGAGCAGGCCAGCGAGGGCUACUUCAGCCAGUCCCAGGAGGAGGAGGUGCCCCCCUCCGAGGAGCUGUCGGCCAAAGCCCCCCAGCCCGUCUUCUACAACAAGCCCCCAGAGAUCGACAUCACGUGCUGGGAUACAGACCCUCUGCCCGAGGAAGAGGAGAGCUUUGGGGGGGCCCUGUAAGCCCAGGCCCCGCUGCCGGCACAGGCAGCUCGCCC
This is a messenger RNA of Cyanistes caeruleus (blue tit), 2090 nucleotides long. Lineage: Eukaryota; Metazoa; Chordata; Aves; Passeriformes; Paridae. The record is from RefSeq and is a predicted model, not a curated record.